This is a messenger RNA of Neohortaea acidophila, 1537 nucleotides long. RefSeq lists its product as uncharacterized. Gene Ontology annotation, molecular function: sterol binding. The transcript has 2 exons. Gene Ontology annotation, cellular component: cytosol; intracellular membrane-bounded organelle; cortical endoplasmic reticulum. The record is from RefSeq and is a predicted model, not a curated record. The annotation marks the transcript as partial. NCBI's taxonomy places the organism in Eukaryota, Fungi, Ascomycota, Dothideomycetes, Mycosphaerellales, Teratosphaeriaceae.
GAGAUGCUUGGCGUACGUAGGCGGGAGGUUGACGGUCAGCUGGGAACUUGACUCCCACGUGUUGAUGAGCUCUCAAUAGAACGCAUACCUGUUCCUCGCCCCUUAUAACCGCCCCCCUCCUUCUUCUCUGCUCACUCACCAAACCAACACACCGAUCCUCCGCAACAACUGCACCUCUUCCCCUGAACACCCUCUCUCUCAACCACCAUAACCUCUCCGCCUUCCCCUCCCCCCCUUCCCUCACACCGCCCAACAUGGUCCUAGGCCACCGCAAAAACACCGGCAGCUCCAGCAAACACGACGACGGCGAAGAAGAAGACGAAACAGUCGUCACGUCCGAGCAAGGCAAUGUCCUCACGCACAUCAUCUCCCAGCUGCGGCCGGGCGCCGACCUGUCGCGCGUCACGCUGCCCACCUUCAUCCUCGAGCCGCGCAGCAUGCUCGAGCGCAUCACAAACUUCAUGGCCCACCCGGAGACCCUGCUGCCCAUGCCGGACAUCGACGACCCCAUCCAGCGCUUCGUCGCCGUCACCAAGUUCUACCUUUCCGGCUGGCACAUCAAGCCGCCCGGCGUGAAGAAGCCGCUGAACCCCAUUCUCGGCGAGACGUUUAUGGGGUAUUGGGAUUACGAGGAUGGGACGAAGGGGUAUUAUAUUUCGGAGCAGACGUCGCAUCACCCGCCCAAGAGCUCGUACUUUUACAUGGCGCCGGAACAUCGCAUUCGCAUUGAUGGGACGCUGAAGCCGCGGAGUAAGUUUUUGGGGAAUAGUGUGGGGAGUUUUAUGGAGGGGAUCGCUGUCAUGCGGUUCUUGAAUAGAGGGGAGCGGUAUUUCAUCACUCAGCCAAACAUGUACGCGCGAGGUAUCCUCUUCGGCAAAAUGAAGUACGAACUUGGCGACCAUGCCCAAGUACGAUGUCCGGAGACGGGGCUGGAAGUGGACAUCGAAUUCAAGGUCAAGGGCUGGGUCAGUGGGACGUACAACAGCAUCGGCGGCUUCAUCAAGGACAAAUCCGGCAAGCAACUCUUCGAGCUCAGCGGUUUCUGGAACGGCGAGAUGAUGAUCAAAGACCUCUCCACCGGCAAGAAAGAGCUACUCUUCGACGCCGCUCACUCCAGACCAAGUUAUCCCAAAAGCAGACCGCUCGAGGAACAGGCGGAGCGGGAAAGUCAGAAGCUAUGGCACACAACCACUGCCGCGAUCAAGAAGGCCGACCAGAGGGUUGCAACGGAUGAGAAGUCGAGGAUCGAAGACGAGCAGCGGAAAGAGGCCGCGGACCGUGGCGAAGAGGCUUGGCAGCCGAAGCUCUUCAAACAUGCACCAGCGGGGGAUGAGGAGAAACUGGACUGGGUGAUUGAUGCGAAGGUGGACAGUGAUGCGCCUGCGGAAAAGCAGAUUCAACAGAUUCUUGCCAUCGCGCCCAUCCUACCGGGACAGACGUGGGAGUCUUUGAAUGCUGCCCCGACGCAGCAACAGCAACAGCCACAGCAGCAGCAACAGCAACAGCAGCAACAGCAACAGCAGCAACAGCAGCAGCA